AUGCCGAACCACUCUUUGACCACCAAGCUGGUUUCUGUUGUCCAGCACAACGACCAACACGGCUCUAGUGUUCCCCCGAUCUACCAGUCCACCACCUUCAAAAUUGGGUCGCUCGAAGACGAUGCGUCCCAGACGUACGACUACACUCGGUCCGGUAACCCAACACGAACCGUGGUGCAACACCAGCUUGCCAAGCUGUACGAUGUCGACAGCUCGCAGGUGCUCGCCGUGAGCAGUGGUAUGACAGCUCUCGACAUGAUUUUACGCGGUCUCGUCCUUAACAACGCUAGUUCAGUGCCCAUGAUCGUUGCAGGCGAUGAUCUUUACGGCGGUACUCAGCGUCUGCUGACGCAUUUGGGUGCUCGCAACCAUGCACGCGUCUUGCACGUCGAUACCACCAACUACGAUGCGUUUGUCAAGGCUUUCAAUCAGCAGCCCCGCGUUGACUGCGUAUUGCUGGAAUCUCCCACAAACCCAUUGCUUAAAGUGGCAGACUUGCCCAGGCUGGCGAAGUUCAUCAAGCACGCAAAUCCAGACUGUGUCGUCGCCGUUGACAAUACCAUGAUGAGCGGUAUGCUUUGCAACCCGCUUCACUUCAACUGCGAUGUGGUCUACGAAUCUGCUACCAAGUAUCUCAACGGCCACCACGAUAUUAUGGCCGGUGUGAUUAUUGCCAAGACCCCUAAAAUUGCCGGAGAUAUCUAUUUUGUGAUCAACUCGACGGGAUGCGGUCUCUCGCCGCUAGAUUCGUGGCUACUGAUACGAGGCCUCAAGACCCUUGGCAUCAGAAUAUACCAGCAACAGCACAACGCCAUGGUUUUGGCCCACUGGCUCGAAGCCUCUUGUGGGUUCCGUAAGAGAAACAAGCAAGAUCUUACUCAGACCAGAUACGUGGGACUCAAGUCUCACCCGCAAUUCGAGCUGCAUAAAUCCUUCAAUGCGGGGCCGGGUGCAUUGUUGUCGUUUGAAACCGGCUCAUUUGAACACUCCAGACGUCUAGUCUCGUCACGCAAACUCAAACUCUGGUCUGUCACGGUUUCCUUUGGCUGCGUCAACUCGCUCAUUUCCAUGCCGGGAAAGAUGUCACAUGCUGCGAUUGAUCCUGCCUUGCGUCAAGAACGUGAGUUCCCUGAGGAUCUCAUCAGACUGUGUUGUGGUAUUGAAAGCGUUGCCGACUUACAGGCCGAUUUGCUCGAAGCCAUGGUCGAAUCCGACAUCAUCGAGCUACGCGAUGAAGGCAGAACUAUCUACAACAAACUUAACGGCAAUUUGGCAUCUAACACAAUCGGACAGGGCGAACUUCCGAACAUCUAUGAAGAAUUCUUUGGCCAAAAUGGCAUCAAGCGCCAUUGCAUAGUCACAAGCCGUGCCAAAUUGUGA
Molecule: messenger RNA, 1380 nt
Organism: Lachancea meyersii CBS 8951
Lineage: Eukaryota; Fungi; Ascomycota; Saccharomycetes; Saccharomycetales; Saccharomycetaceae
Source: the annotation of a GenBank genome assembly